Molecule: messenger RNA, 630 nt
Organism: Striga asiatica
Lineage: Eukaryota; Viridiplantae; Streptophyta; Magnoliopsida; Lamiales; Orobanchaceae
Source: the annotation of a GenBank genome assembly
AUGGAGGUCAAGCUAUGGAACGACAAGCGAGAGAGAGAAAUGUACGAGAAUUUCGCCGAGCUCUUUGCCAUCAUCAAAGCCACCGAGAAGCUCGAGAAGGCCUACGUUCGUGACAUCAUAACCCCAUCCGAAUACGAAUCCGAAUGCCACAAACUCAUAGCCCACUUCAAAACCCUCUCUUCAACCCUCAAAGACAUAAUCCCAAGCAUCGAGCGCUUUCACGAGACGUACAAAAUGGACUGCCCGGCCGCCCUCAACCGCCUCGUCAUCUCCGGCGUGCCCGCCACAGUCGAGCACCGGGCUGCCGCUGCCUCGUCAGCCGCCACCUCAGCAGCUGCCGUGGCUGAGUGUGUUCAGAACUUCAUCACGGCCAUGGAUUCCCUUAAGCUGAACAUGGUGGCAGUUGACCAGGUUUACCCUCUUCUGUCUGACCUGUCGGGUUCUCUCAAUAAGCUUUCUAUACUGCCGCAAGACUUCGAAGGGAAGAUGAAGAUGAAGGAGUGGAUCGGGAGGCUUUCGAAGAUGGGGGCUGCUGAUGAGUUGACCGAGCAGCAAGCUCGACAGCUGCACUUUGACUUGGAGUCGUCUUACAACUCGUUCAUGGCAGCCUUGCCCAAUGCUGGUAUGUGA